This is a messenger RNA of Rhodotorula graminis WP1, 880 nucleotides long. RefSeq lists its product as uncharacterized. Gene Ontology annotation, molecular function: 2-methoxy-6-polyprenyl-1,4-benzoquinol methyltransferase activity. The transcript is spliced from 4 exons. The record is from RefSeq and is a predicted model, not a curated record. Bases 1 to 855 code for a protein of 284 amino acids. NCBI's taxonomy places the organism in Eukaryota, Fungi, Basidiomycota, Microbotryomycetes, Sporidiobolales, Sporidiobolaceae. Gene Ontology annotation, biological process: ubiquinone biosynthetic process.
AUGACCCGCCAGGCCAUACAGGAAGCAGCCGGCUCGAGCAGCACCAACACCAUCUCGCAGGCCGAGAUCGACCAUUUCUCGGCCCUCGCCGCCAACUGGUGGGACCCGACCGGCGAGUUCGGCCUCCUGCACCGCAUGAACCCGGCCCGCAUCGACUUCCUCCGCGACGAGCUCCUCCGGGUCGACGAGCUUGACGGCGCACAGUGGCUCGACGGUCGCCAGGUCCUCGAUGUCGGCUGUGGCGGCGGCAUCUUUGCCGAGUCCCUCACUCGCCUCGGCGCCGACACGACAGCCAUCGACGCAGCCGGCCAGAACAUCAAGAUGGCCCAGACCCACGCCGCUCUCGACCCGUCCCUCCACGUCCUCAAUUCGCCCAUCCCCUCUCGCUCCUCUCGCUCCACUUCGUCGCCGCGCAACACGCUCGAGUACCGGCAUUGUGCCGCCGAGGACCUGGUGCGCGAGGGCAAGCAGUUUGACGUCGUGUGCGCGAUGGAGGUCGUCGAGCACGUCGAGGACCCGCGAGGCUUCCUCGAGUGCCUCAUGCAGCUCACCAAGCCCGGCGGACACCUCCUCCUCUCGACCAUCUCGCGCACCCCUCUCGCUCGCCUCCUCACCAUCACGCUCGCCGAGGACGUCCUCCGCCUCGUCACACCGGGCACCCACACCUACCACAAGUACAUCAAGCCGCAGGAGCUCGCCGACUUCUUCGCCGAGAAGGGCUGGGUCGGGUUCGAGACGAGGGGAUGCCCUUACGACCCGCUCACGGGCAAGUGGCGACUGCUCGGCCUCGGCGAGGUCGGCGGCAUCGGCCAGCUCGUCAACUACUUUGCGAGCGUGCGCAGACCUCUGCAAUGAGCAUACCGUGCUCGUCGCAGCUCCC